ACGUCCGCGUUCCAUUGCGCGUGCGUACUGGUGGCUCCCAACAUGGCGGAGAGACAGUGAAGAUAGACGCGAGAUCGUAAAAACACAAGUACAACCAUGAGCAAAAAUACCUAGCUAGCAUCACGCUUGCACUAAACAUGCCUUAUUCCUUCAAGGGGUUGACUUUUGGGAGUUUCUCAGUUGACGAGUCGGAAGAACUAUUUGGUGCUAGCGCACAAAGACGCAGUUCUAAGCCGCCAGUGGAGUUUCUGUUCGAAUACGAGGUUGACGAACAAGGAUGCGAAAACAGCGAGGAGGGAGCUAGUAGAGAGGGCAGCAUCAAGAAUGUUCCCAACGGUCCUGAUGAUUCAGGUGUGGAAGUUGGACUUGAAAGCGAACAGGAAUGUCAGCCAAGCAGCAGCAGCCAUUCCCUUUUCUCUCCAGAGGAAAAGGGGGAGGCCUGCAGGAAGGGAAAGGAUAGUGGCGCAGACAUCUCUUUUGGAGUAGCCAGUCUGGUGGAAGACAACGAGAAGCUUGCACCAAAUCAUAGCCCAACUUCCCCUCAAGAUGGAGAGUUGCUGGAUGGUGACCGGUCUAAAAGGCGACGACGAAAGAGGAAGCAGCAUCAGCGGUCAGGUGAUGUGCCCUGCUCCUCCAGUGAUGACAGUGAUCGUGACAGAAGCCCCGCCCCCGAGAGGAUGACUCGUGGCCGUAGCGGCAGUGGUGUUGUGUUGUCAGAGAGUAAAAUGGCGGCUGACAUGAAGAAUUCUAAUGCAGAGAGCAGUGGAAGUAAUGACUCCAAGAGCACAGAAUCUCCCCUAAGCCCUUCCCAGAGUGACGCUGACAACACCUCCCCCCUGAAGGCAUCAACCCCAGAGGAUAAAGGCACCAACAAACCUACUACUGAGGAAAAGCCUGCCCCUGCCAAGUCCACCUGGGCUGACUUGUUCAGGGGGGUGCCAAAACCCACUCCUCCAGUUGCAGCGCUGCCUCCCAAACCCAAAGUUGUGGCUACUCCCCCCCUUGAAACCAAAAAGAUUGAAGAUCCUGCCCUUGCUGUUGUUUCUGUUGGAGAAGACAAGGCUGCACAACAAAUUGCAGAAAUGCUGAACAAAGCCAGUCUGGAUAAUGAGUCUAAGCCCUUGUUAUUAAGAGGGCUAGUAAACAAAGCCAACUGGUGCUACAUCAAUGCUACACUACAGGCCUUGCUUGUCUGUCCCCCAUUCUUCAAUCUAAUGCGGCAAGUUGAGUUGAUCCCUGAAAGAGAAGCUUCAACAUCUACUCCAAUCCUGGACUCAAUGGUGAAAUUUUGCCACGAAUUCAACAUCACACCCAAACAAGCAAACACUGGGAAGACCCCCAAGUCAGAUUUCCGGACAGGACCCAACUUGGAACCCUCUUACAUAGGGAAGAUGCUGGCUACCAUAGAAAGCACACUGUCUGCAAAGGGACAUCAAGAAGAUGCGGAGGAGUUUCUUAGUUGUUUGCUUAACGGCAUCCAUGAAGAAAUGAUAGUCCUCUCCAAGCUGGAUCCACCCCUACCCAAGCCAGAGUCCCACGAGAGCUCAGAGGGUGUGCAAGAUGACCUAAAUAUAGUAGCUGUGGAGGGGCAGACCAUGGAUAAGGAGGAGGAGGAUGCUGGCGACUGGGAGCAAGUGGGACCAAGGAACAAGUCCAGUAUUACUAGGGUGGCUUCAUUCCCUUCAUCCCUCAUAUCUGACAUCUUCGGUGGUUGUCUUCGCUCAUCCGUCCACCAGACAGGUGCCAAGGAGUCGGCAAAUGUUGAGCCUUUUUUCUGUUUGCAGCUUGACAUACAGAAUGUUUCCUGCAUAGAAGAUGCCCUGAAUCACUUGACAGUGAAGGAAGAGCUCCAAGGUUUCACGUGCUCCAAGACCAAUGCACAGAUUGAUGUGUCUCGCCGUGUGAGUUUUGAGGUGCUUCCUAAAGUUCUCAUCUUGCACCUGAAGAGAUUUAUUUACUCAAAGAACGGAAGUCAGAAACUCCAGAAGCAUGUGGACUACCCCCUAGAGCUUGUGAUUGGAAGAGAACUUUUGUCUCCAAACGUCAAAGGGAAAUACACUUUGCCAAAGAAGACAUACAAGCUAUGUGCAGUUGUGUAUCACCAUGGGAAGAUAUCAUCUGGUGGUCACUACACGGCGGACAUACUCCACCCCACCCAUGGAUGGGUGCACACAGACGACACUAAGCUCAAGCUAGUCUCCUCUAGUUUUGUCCUCAAACCUUCUCCAUCCAAGAACCCAUACCUGCUAUACUAUCGCAGGGCAGAUCAGAUUAUGAAAUGAGAUGGUUUACAUCAAGUGGUCAUGAAUAGAUUCGUCUUGACGAAGUUAAUAGAAGUAUUUUGAUAGGUGGUGUAGUCUUCAAUAGUUGCAUGAUUUUUAGUCAUCUUCAUCAGGGCAUCAUCUGGCCAUGAUGAAAUCAUUACUAUUACACUAGAGGAAAUCAUUGUCGUCAUGCCAUUAUAUGGCCUUAAGAGAAACAUGACGAUAUCCUCAUUGUAUUAUCUGUCAUUGGGAGAACCAUGACAUCAACUGAACUUAACAGAAUCAGUCAUCAUGACAUUAUCUGAUCUUGAGGAAAUCAUUGUCAUCAUUUGACCUUGAGAAAAUCACUGUUAUCAUGGCAUCAUAUGACCUUGAAGCUCAGGUGAAUUUCUGUCAUCAUCUGAACUUCUAAAAUUGCAUGACAUCACCUGUACUGUUUGGAAUCAUUGUCAUCAUCUCUCCUUCAUGGAAUAACUGUCAUCAUCUGA
Molecule: messenger RNA, 2752 nt
Organism: Nematostella vectensis (starlet sea anemone)
Lineage: Eukaryota; Metazoa; Cnidaria; Anthozoa; Actiniaria; Edwardsiidae
Product: ubiquitin carboxyl-terminal hydrolase 10
Exons: 16
Coding region: 138-2282 (714 amino acids)
Biological process (GO): protein deubiquitination; regulation of autophagy; DNA damage response, signal transduction by p53 class mediator
Cellular component (GO): cytosol; nucleus
Molecular function (GO): cysteine-type deubiquitinase activity; cysteine-type endopeptidase activity
Source: RefSeq, a predicted model, not a curated record